Messenger RNA from Dermochelys coriacea (leatherback sea turtle), 7830 nucleotides. It is a transcript of the gene ZBTB41, whose product is annotated as zinc finger and BTB domain containing 41. Lineage: Eukaryota; Metazoa; Chordata; Testudines; Dermochelyidae. The record is from RefSeq and is a predicted model, not a curated record. Gene Ontology annotation, biological process: negative regulation of transcription by RNA polymerase II. The coding region runs from base 310 to 3033 and encodes 907 amino acids. The transcript is spliced from 11 exons. Gene Ontology annotation, molecular function: DNA-binding transcription repressor activity, RNA polymerase II-specific; protein binding.
GCCUGCGCAGACGGGCAGAGUUAACCGCCCUGACGUCGAGGUGUUCCUUCUCAGAGCGAGGCUGCGUCUGACACCGGCGCGCCGGAACCCGGAAAUGGAGGGGGCGGUGGCUCUGUUCGCGAGCGCAGCGGCGGAGUUUAGCGAGUGACAGGCAGCGGCGGGGGAGCCCCGCGGAGCGCCCGGCGCGGGGCAGAUUAUGAAAAUAUUCUGAUCAAUCUGUUUAAAAAAAAAUCAGAACUUAAUUAAGGCUUCACCAUAAAGCUUUUCGGCAGCUUAUGAAGUUUCUGAUAUUAAAGCUGUGCUAUUGAAAUGAAGAAAAGGAGAAAGUUCCCUGGAAAUCUGAAUGAGAAGAUACGUCUUGGCCAUGAGAAAAAUAUUUCUGAUGGGAUUCUUGUAGAUUCUGACCAAGAAAUUGUCACCAAAUCUGCUGAAGUAGCUAUUGCAGACCAGCUUGAGUGUUCCCAAGAACUUCCUCCAUCACCAGAACAAAGAAAACUUUUAAGUUCACUGCAGUAUAAUAAAAAUCUACUUAAAUAUUUAAAUGAUGAUAGACACAAACAACCAUCUUUUUGUGACUUACUCAUCAUAGUAGAAGGAAAAGAAUUUAGUGCGCACAAAGUUGUUGUAGCUGUUGGCAGUAGUUAUUUUCAUGCUUGUUUGAGCAAAAACCCAAGCACGGAUGUUGUCACACUGGAUCAUGUAACUCAUUCUGUUUUUCAGCAUUUGCUUGAGUUUUUGUACACAUCUGAGUUUUUUGUGUAUAAAAAUGAAAUCCCUUUAGUGUUGGAAGCAGCUAAAUUUUUAGACAUUAUAGAUGCAGUCAAACUGCUCAAUAAUGAAAAUAUUUCCACCAUACAAUCUGAAGUGGUAACUGAAAACCCAGUACCAGUUGAAACUCUCAAUGAAUUGACUGGAAAACUAUCAAAUAGUCACCAGUGCACUUUUUGCAGUCGAAACUUCUGUUACAAGAAAUCCUUAGAAAACCACUUGGCUAAAGCUCACAGAUCCCUUCCACUGGGAAAAAACCAUGGGUUAAAAAUGGUUGAGAGAGCAGAUUUUUCUACAAGAAGAUCUACAAGGAACCGUAAAUGCCCAGCUAAGUUUGAUAACAGUGAUAAUGAAAGCAGCGAUGUGUCUGACAGCAACUUGGAUAAAGUGCAUUCUGAGAGAGAGAGACCUGUUAAAAAUGAAUGUGAAGAUAGUGGAAGUGAGUGCAAUGCUGAUGAAGAGGGUCAGGAAGAAGAAAUAUCAGAUGAAGAUUCAGAUACUGAAGAGCAAAGUAAAAAAGAACAUAAUGAUACUGAAGUGAGUCCUGAGCCAGUUGAUUCAGUAGAAAAUAUUCCUGAAGGUUUAACUCCAGCCAUCAUUCAGAGUAGAAGCAAAAAAUUAUUGCAGUGUCCCAAGUGUGACAAAACAUUUGAUCGAACAGGGAAGCUCGAGAUCCAUACCCGUGUGCACACAGGUGAGAAGCCCUUCGAGUGUGAUAUUUGUCAUCAGCGCUAUUCCACAAAAUCUAACCUGACAGUUCACCGAAAGAAACACAAUAAUGAAACAGAAUUUCAUAAGAAGGAGCACAAAUGUCCAUAUUGUAAUAAACUGCAUGCAAGCAAAAAGACUCUAGCAAAACAUGCAAAGAGGUUUCAUCCAGAGAACAUACAAGAAUUUCUUUCCAUUAAAAAGACAAAGAGCGAAGGCUGGAAAUGUGAUAUUUGUAAGAAAUCUUUUGCUCGAAGACCCCAUUUGGAAGAACACAUGAUUCUUCACACUCAGGAUAAACCUUUCAAGUGUACCUAUUGUGAAGAGCACUUUAAAUCCCGGUUUGCAAGAUUGAAGCAUCAAGAAAAAUUCCAUCUUGGCCCUUUCCCAUGUGAUAUUUGUGGUCGUCAGUUCAAUGACACUAGAAAUCUAAAACGCCAUAUAGAAUGUACUCAUGGGGGGAAGAGAAAAUGGGUGUGUUUUAUAUGUGGAAAAUCAGUCAGAGAAAGAACAACUUUGAAAGAACAUUUGAGAAUUCAUAGUGGGGAGAAGCCUCAUCUUUGUAGUAUUUGUGGGCAGAGUUUUCGUCAUGGAAGUUCUUACAGACUUCAUCUACGAGUUCACCAUAAUGACAAGAGGUAUGAAUGUGAAGAAUGUGGGAAAACGUUUAUUCGGCAUGACCAUCUAACAAAACACAAAAAAAUACACUCAGGUGAAAAAGCACAUCAGUGUGAGGAGUGUGGAAAGUGUUUUGGCCGCAGAGAUCACCUAACUGUCCAUUACAAAAGUGUUCAUUUAGGAGAAAAAGUGUGGCAAAAAUAUAAAGCAACAUUUCAUCAGUGUGAAGUCUGCAAGAAAGUUUUUAAAGGGAAAUCAAGUUUGGAAAUGCAUUUUAGGACACAUUCAGGUGAGAAACCAUACAAAUGUCAAAUUUGUAGCCAAUCCUUUAGAAUUAAGAAGACAUUAACAAAACACAUGGUUAUUCAUUCAGAUGCUCGACCUUUUAACUGCCAGCAUUGCAAUGCAACAUUUAAACGAAAAGACAAGUUGAAAUACCAUAUUGACCAUGUGCAUGGAACAAAGGCUGCAGAAGAAACAGUAACCACUUCUGAAGAAAAAGUAAUCUCUUUGCCAGUACAGUACACCCCUGAUGACAAAGUUUUCCAAAUUGAGUCUAAACCAUACAUGGAUCAGCCUGAAGUUUAUGAAACCGAAGUCAAACCUAUGCUACAGAAUGUACCAGCAGAAGUAUGUGUGCCAGUAACACUGGUACCAGUUCAGAUGCGGGAACCUCAAGCUGAUCUAGUACAACAUAACACUACUCUCUCACCCCAGUCUCAUGGUAUUCUUCCCCCACAGGCACAGCAGCCAGAUUAUCAACGAACGGAUUUGGCAUUUCUGGAAAAAUAUACUCUGACUCCCCAGCCUGCAAAUAUAGUACAUCCUGUCAGACCUGAGCAAAUGUUGGAUCCUAGAGACCAAUCUUAUCUUGGAACUUUAUUAGGGCUUGAUGCAGCUCCAACUGUACAGAAUAUGUCAAAUAAUGAACAUUCAUGAUUGGACCCCUAACAUUCCACCUAAGCCAUUAGCCACCAGAAGGCUAAUAUGGCUAUUAAGUUUUGUAGUUCAUUUGGACUUCUAGUCUUCUGAACAGUUUUGUUAAGUGCAAGGAAAAAAUAGAUUUGUUUACAUAUAUGAACAUUGACACAUUUUAAUGUAUAUUUAUAGUGUUUCUUGUGGUUUUAAAGGCUUUUAAAAAUCUUAUAGCAGGUCUUUUGAAAAUAGCUUCUCAAAUAUCUUUUAAGAAUACUAGCUGCAGCAAACUUUAAUCCCAUACCUGGCCAUUAAUAAAAAUAAUUGUUCACCUGUCUGCAUCUCACUUUCCAAAUAAACCUUUCUGUGGAUAAUGGAAAAUAUACUUGAAGGUUUAAGGGUUAUGUCGAAUUCAUUAGGGUCACGAUCGGAAAAAAACAUGAAACUAAACCUCUUAAUGAUCCCUCACCUUAAAAUAAAAUGUAACUUAAUCCCAGACAAACCUGGUUACCUUUUUUUACUGUAAUUCAUAUCUGAAUAAUGGAAUUAUGAAUCUGAGAAUAUAAAAAAUACUUGUGCUCUCUUAACCUGGGUUCAGUCUUCUAGAACAUUUCCAACAUUUGGGCCUUGAAAGGUUGAGAGAUGUGGUGGUAAUAUACUGUAACCCUCAGGCAGUAAUAAAAGAUUGGAAUACUUCAUCCUUGUUUAUGAGCACAGAAUCAAACCAAGCUGAAGCCCUCACUGGUAUGCCCAUUUCUACAAUACUGAUAUGUAAAGUAAUUUAAAAAGCUCUUUUCAGAAAAGUAAUUUGCUUAAAUUUAUUAAAAGAUUAAUGAAAUCAACAAUUAUAAAACUUCAGAUGGCUUCUGGAAAAAGUGAAAGGAAGUCCAUUUGUUUUUUCACUUUAUGUGAUAUACAUCAUAUGUAAAUGACAAAUAAUUAGGAAGAGGAAGGAAGAUUAGAACAUGUAAUGCCUUUAACUAUUCUUUUACUGUUUGUUUUUCUAAUGUGGAACCAAAUCAAAUCCACUAUCUAGAAUAAUUUAAAUUAUUAAAUCCCUCAACUUCUCUUCUAAAUAGAGCCCUGCAAAUCCAUGGACAUCUGCAGAUCAUUUUUAUGGAUUGCGGAUCAGAUGCACAUACAGACUUUGUAUCCGCGCAGGGCUCUAUUUCUAACCUCAUUCCUGAAAUAAUCCUUUCCUUGUUGUAGGCUCAGUCAAUCUUGUGCCAAAGGAAAUACAUAGAAUCAUACUUGUUUCUCAAUUAUGUCUCAUUAGGGAUUACAUUUUAGACUGAACUUUCCCUACUUCCCAUAAAAACCUGGUUUUUUCACUUUUAUUAUUGUAAAUUUUUUGUAUCAAUUUCUAAAUUAUGAAACUGGAAGUUCAUUUGCCAUGGUGAGUUAUUAAACUUCUGCAUUUGGUAGGAGCAUUAUAGUCUCUGAAAAAAUGUCAGCAUCCUACUGCUACAAAGGCCAUUAAGAGUUAUCUUGUAAAAUGCUAAUCACUUUCUGUGAGGUGUUUGAGUGCUUUGCAGGAUAGGGGCCAGAGCUCAGAGUUUGGUCAUGUGUAGAAGAUUUUCAACCUAACUGAUUCUCAUCUGAGUGCACCAAAGACUUCUGUUAGCAAUUGAAUAGUACUAGCAUGCAUAGAAUUUAAAUGUAUCAUUGUUUAAAUAAGGACUUGUCCAAAGAAGCACAAUAGAAGUCCUAGACUUACAGAUCUUUAAAAUUCAGUUCCUAUAGUAGGACCAAGUGUAUAUGUUUAACUGUUGUGUUUAUAUGUACAAAGCAAGAUGAGAUAAAUACUCUGGGAACGUUCAUACUGAGAUGCUCUAUAUAUGUGUCAGGUAAAAAGAUGAGUACUAAUUAAGAUUACACAACAAUAUUCAGCCCAUUGAAUGCCAUUUUCUAAAAGGACACUGUCAAGUACUGCACUUCCUGCCUCUCCUCUGCAAAAAAAAAAUUUUUUUAAAUCACCACCAUACUUAUGCUCCAGUGCACAAAAAUACUGUUUAGUUUGUACCUUUCAAGUUGACAAGCACUGGAGUUUUUACCCCUCUACGCCUUUCCAAAGUUUAUGUUCAUACCAUCAGAGAUAAAUUGACAUCAAUGCUGUCAGCACAGUUCUGAGACUGACAUUCUAACUUUGCAUUCUUUACUGACUUUCCUCUUCUGCAAUGAGUGUGGAGAGGAUUGCAAUUAAACAGUGGCAUAAAAAUAUUGGUGGUUAAGUUCUGUUUUGUUUUUAAAUCCAAUCAGUCUGGAACUCACAACAUUAUUUAAAUGUUGAGACUGAAUUUGGGGCAUAUAUUAAUGUUCUUUUUAAGUCUCUCAUGAUUGUGCCUAUUUAUACGUUGGCUGAUCACUCUAGUUGAUUGAUUAUUAAAGCCAAUAUUUUCAAAAGUACCUAGUGAUUUUGGGUGCUCAACUGGAGCCACUUUAAAGGUGUUUAAGUUGGGUACCCCAAAUCACUACACUCUUUAAAAUGUUGACCUAAGAGUUCAUCAAUGCAGUUUUACCUGCUGGGCCAGCUCAGUCGUUGCCUGAAGGGAAAAAUAGUUUAUGUAGGAAAACUUACAUAAAAGUGCUAAAUUAUUAAAUAGUAUAGUGUUUUUUUGUUUAUGUGCUGGGUUUUGAUUCUUAUGCCCUUAUGGGUAUAGUGAAUUUGCAUGUGAGUCAAGUAAAUCACCAUGGAGUGGUACUUCAUUCUAUAAGCAGGAAGAGAUGAUCUUCAACAUGAGAGAGCCCUAUUUCCGAAUAAAAUGGUUUGGAUUGAGAGAAAAACAUGAACCAUCUUGACUGCACAGAUCAGAGCUUCUUGGCCAUGGUACCUUCAUAUCAAUAAACACAUGUAUUUGUACUUGCAUAACUAGAACAUAUUCUAUAAGCAUUGAGAGAGAGUUUUUACAAUAGGGCUGCUUUAAUGUGGUAGCACUGACUAAGCUCACCACUUAAAGCUGAAGGAAGAAGUGGGUCUCUCUUUAAAAUGUCACGUUCUGAUCAGUGCCAAAUAUUUAAAAGUUGUCCCCCCCCCCCCAAAAAAAAAAGCAGUGGAAGAAAAAUGGGAUCUUCGUUUGUGCUCUUCUAUCUAAAAGGGUUUUUGUGAAAUUUUCUUUAAAUCUUAGACUCCUGUGUAGUUCUGCAAAAAUUACUGCAUCUAUGUUCUGUUUACAUAUUGCAUAUACCUUUCAAAAAACUUGAUUUUUUUUCCCUUGUAUUUACUGGGUCACUGGUUAUUCCAGGAUAUCGUAUCUUUGAAUGGUUUCAGAGUAGCAGCCGUGUUAGUCUGUAUUCGCAAAAAGAAAAGGAGUACUUGUGGCAGCUUAGAGACUAACAAAUUUAUUUGAGCAUAAGCUUUCAUGAGCUACAGCUCACUUCAUCAGAUGCGUUCAGUGGAAAAUACAGUGGGGAGAUUUAUAUACACAGAGAACAUGAAACAAUGGGUGUUACUAUACAUACUGUAAGGAGAGUGAUCAGGUAAGGUGAGCUAUUACCAGCAGGAGAGUGGGUGGGGGGGAACCUUUUGUAGGAUAAUCAAGGUGGACCAUUUCUAGCAGUUCACAAGUACCUCUGAGGAACGGGGCCAGUGGGGGAGCAGAAUAAACAUGGGGAAAUAGUUUUACUUUGUGUAAUGACCCAUCCACUCCCAGUCUUUAUUCAAGCCUAAGUUAAUUGUAUCCAGUUUGCAAAUUAAUUCCAAUUCAGCAGUCUCUCGUUGGAGUCUGGUUUUUUUAAGAAAUUCUUCCUGACCAUUGCUACUUUUUUUUUUUUUUUUACAGUAGUAUCGUUUUCCAAGGCUGUCCUUAUUCUGAACACAGCAGUAGUAGUGAUAGUGGUAUAGCUUGGCUUAUAUUGUAGUGUACAUUGAAGAUAAAAUGAUUUUACUUUUAAUUUGCAUUUUAUUUUUAAAGAUGAAUCGUGUCUCAGAAACAAAAGACAAAGUGUAAAAAAACCUGAUACACUGUAGUGAACAAUCCUGGUGAGAAACAUGUUGGGAACAGAAUUUUUCAAACAGGUCACUUGUUCCAAUAACCAAAACAUAAUGCUUCAGAACAAGUCAAUAACUUCUUCAUAAUGUGUUUGAUCAGGUAUAAAAUUCAUUAUUAUGUAGACAGGGAAUGAAUUACCCCUCCCCUUUUUUCUCUUCCCCUCCCCCCCCCCUUUUAAGGUAGAAUGUUCACGUAAAGCAGACAUGAACUGUGAGAAUAUAGUUGCAAAUCAGCUUUUUUUCCUUCUUGGUGUGGGGAUGGGGAAUCCAUUCGUGGAUAUCUGCAUAAAAGUAACAAAAGCAAUUCAAGAUCAAUUUCCAUGAUCUAUAUCCUUAUGAUUGUGGUAAUCUUUGACCUUGUUUAUAAGAUCAGGAGUAUCUAGGUCAUGUCAUCAUGGGCCUCUUCUUUAACAAGCUAACAUGCAUAAGUAUUGAUUACUGCCAAAAAAAAAAAAAAAAAAAAAAGAGGGGUAGACACUUUGAUAAAACCCAUUACUGUCCUUUCUCUAUAUUUUGAUGAUGGUUCUGGUGCAUUAAAGGUAACUAUUUUUUAAAAUUGUUUGAAGUCUCCCAUAACAAAGUAUUUUGUUCAUUUUAAAAUGUUCAACUUUUAUAUAAAAAAGUGGCAAUAUUUUGCAACUGUUACAUGAAAUACUGUGUUUUUAGUAUGGUCUGUAAUAGGUUGCUAUUUUAGGUGGAAGUCUUUUUAAGUACAACUGUGGUUUGGUGGCUUUUUUUUUUUUUAAGGGAAAAAUCUCUCUGCUAUAAGGCAUUGUAAAUGUAGAAUAACUCAGUCCUGUGUGUAAUUCUUUGAUAUUAAAAAUUUAAAGUUC